Molecule: messenger RNA, 1721 nt
Organism: Tigriopus californicus
Lineage: Eukaryota; Metazoa; Arthropoda; Copepoda; Harpacticoida; Harpacticidae
Gene: PICK1
Product: PRKCA-binding protein-like
Exons: 6
Coding region: 164-1663 (499 amino acids)
Biological process (GO): dendritic spine maintenance; intracellular protein transport; regulation of Arp2/3 complex-mediated actin nucleation
Cellular component (GO): neuron projection; postsynaptic density; synaptic vesicle
Molecular function (GO): protein kinase C binding; protein domain specific binding; phospholipid binding
Source: RefSeq, a predicted model, not a curated record
ACGCACCUAUCUAGUAAACUGGCACGACCAUAGCCUGUUCCACGCACCUAAUCGACUGGUCGGCUAGGCUGUCCAUUGGAUUUUAGCUCUUUUGAUCCUCUCAAGAGUGAGAAGUGAAAAGUGUGAUAAGUGAAUAAUAUCAGCCCACCAACCGAGUGUGCUCAUGGAUUUCUCUCAUUACAUGUAUAUGCGUGAAAACAUGUACGACGCUUCGUCAUGGCUUCCGGAAGACAGGCGGGGCAUGAGUGUCACUUCGGGAGUGGCCACUAUCGAGAAGGAUGACUCGAAUCUGAUUGGGAUCAGUAUUGGCGGAGGCUCCCCGCUUUGCCCGUGCUUGUACGUGGUUCAGGUGUUCGACAACACGGCCAGUUCCAGGGAGGGCACGUUGGAAUCUGGGGAUGAAAUCGUCGGCGUGAACGGUUCCAUCGUCAAGGGCAAAUCUAAGGUCGAGGUGGCCAAAAUGAUCCAAGCCAGCAAGGAUCAAGUUACGAUCCGAUACAACAAGCUCCACGCCGACCCAAAGCGCGGCAAGACACUGGAUUUGAUCCUGAAGAAGCUCAAGCACCAAAUGGUCGAGAACAUGUCCACUUCGACGGCGGAUGCUCUGGGACUGUCCAGGGCGAUCCUGUGUAAUGACAGUUUGGUGAGGAAGCUCGAAGAGUUGGAACGCACCGAGUUCAUGUACAAAGGGUUGGUGGACCACACGAAACGCGUCCUCCGAGGCUACUUUGAUCUCCUCAUGAUUUGCAAAGAUUUUGGGGACAUCUUUUGCACUAUCGGGGUUCGAGAGCCACAAAAAACGGCGAAUGAGGCGUUCUGCGAGUUUGGGGAAUACCACCGACAAAUGGAGAAGUACGGCAUCAAAAUGCUCAAAGCCACCAAACCGAUCCUCCAAGACUUGGGCACCUACAUCACGAAAGCCAUUCCCGACACGAAGUUGACCAUCAAGAGGUACGCGGACGUCAAGUUCGAGUAUCUGUCCUACUGUCUGAAAGUGAAAGAAAUGGACGACGAGGAUGUGUCGUACGCGUCCCUGGGUGAGCCCCUGUAUCGAGUGGAAACCGGCAAUUACGAGUAUCGCCUGGUUCUCCGGUGUCGCUCGGAUGCGAGGAAACGCUUCGCCAAACUUCGAUCGGAUGUCUUGGUCAAACUCGAGCUCUUGGACAACAAGCACGUUCAAGAUAUCGUGUUCCAACUUCGCCGUCUUAUGAGCGGCCUCACCACUUUCCACCAAGAAUGCGCUCAUCUCAUGAAGGAUGCCAAACUUUUUCCAAUUGAAGUGGACUUGACACGCAACGCCUUUCAAUAUCAAUCCACCAAUCAAAUCAUCCGGGAUGAGGAGAAUGAUUUGGAUAACGAAGGCGACGAGGAGUCAGAAAGGGAAAGACGGAACCAGACACAGCAGCCCCACAUCGAAUUAGCUCAGGAAGCUUUAAUGAACGAGAACGAACUUGGAAAUUCAAUGAACAAUCUGGACCUGCUGAGCCUUCAAGAUUCCCAAGCACCCUUUCUCUUGGAGAGCAAUCAAAACGGCGAGGCCGCAGAUCAGUCCCAUCCAGCCUUAACGCCUACCUCUUCCGCGUUGUUAACAACCAACGAAUCCUCCUGGCUUUCUCAAACCCAGCAGAGCGUGCAUCAGAAUCGCGAUUUAUUGGACUUUUAAGUUCGGAUCAACUCUAUGGCAUGAAAUAUAUGAUUUAAUGAUUUCUCAUUCACCUCGA